Menidia menidia (Atlantic silverside) is the source of this 486-nucleotide messenger RNA. The record is from the annotation of a GenBank genome assembly. NCBI's taxonomy places the organism in Eukaryota, Metazoa, Chordata, Actinopteri, Atheriniformes, Atherinopsidae.
AUGACAUGCAAGGCACGAGAACAUCUCAGCGAGAGGUCAGACGGUCACUACGUGCGCUUCUCCUCACAGGUCCCUCCCGGCAGUCCGAAAAUGACAGAGAGGGCCCCGUGGUGGAAAGCCUUCCUGCCCAGGAAAAAGAGCGGCGCCGCCAAGGACCUGGGCCCGGCCCAGGGCUUCGGCCCGGACUUUAACCCGUUCGCGCAGCAGUCGGAGAAACCCAAAGAAACCCCCCCGGCCGCCGCCUCCAAGACCCCCUGCGACCAGUCCCUGUCCCGGCAGGAGUCCGGCAAGGGCUCCAGCCUCCUCAGCGACGACACCUUCGACGACUCCAACCUGGAGUCGGUGUUCAACGAGCAGACGUGUCGCAGGAACAUGAAGGUGUCGCGCUCGGGCCGGUUCAAAGAGAAGAGGAGGGUGCGCUCCACUCUUCCGUUGGAGGAGAAAGAGACAGAGAACGCCGCGCCGGGAAAAGGAGACGUGCGGUGA